AGAUCAACAGGUACCACUGAUGGACCAAAGCCAUUAACGCCUCAAUACAUUUUCGACUCCUAGAAAAACAUGUCAUUGAAAAACGAUCCUCCCUCAAAGCCUGAGGCGGCGGAAGUGGCGACACCCGAAAUAUUCCCACCAGACGAAGAGAAGAAACUACUUGAGGAAGCAACUGCGGAAAAGGCUUUGGCCAACAAGACAUUUGCGUCAGGCGAAUACAACAGCGCGAUACAAGGAUACGAGAAAGCACUUGCAGUCUGCCCGAACUAUCUUGAAUACGAUGUCGCCGUACUGCGUUCCAACAUAGCAGCAUGUCACUUGAAGCUGGAGGAAUGGAAGCAAGCCGUAGAAUCCGCCACAAAAGCCUUAGAGGCACUAAACCGCAUAGAUCCUCCCCCAGCCCCAAAAGAAACGGGUAAAGACGGAGAGAAAGAAGUAACAGGCGGCGGCGCCGUCCAGGAAAUCGACGACACUACCGAAGUCUACCUCGACGCUCUUACUCGCACAAACCACACGAUAGACGAUGUCCACAAACUCCGCACCAAAGCACUUCUCCGCCGUGCAAAAGCCCGCCACGAAUUCGGUGGCUGGGCCUCUCUACAGGGCUCGCUCGAAGACUACCAAGCUCUCCUCAAACCACCGCAUCGACUCUCGAGCCUCGACCAGAAGGCGGUACAAGCGGCGUUGCGGACAUUACCUGCGCAGUUGGAAGAGACGAAGAACAAGGAGAUGGCAGAUAUGAUGGGCAAGCUGAAACAGUUGGGGAAUGGGAUAUUGAAGCCAUUUGGGCUGAGCACGGAUAAUUUUCAGUUUACAAAGGAUGAGAAGAGUGGGGGGUAUAGUAUGAAUUUUAACCAAGGUGGUAAAUAGAAUUUGCGAGAAGAACAAGAUGUUGCUAGCAUGUUUUUUUUUUUGCAAUUGUAGUCUUGAUGCGUAGUCUUGCGGAUGGUAACUAGAUCCGAUAUUACGGAGAUGGUAUGAAAGAGGCGAGAUCCAGAGCGAUGCGAGGGAGCUGUGAUCCACGCUGAGCAAUACGUAGCACUCGUAACGAACAUUGCGUCAGCAUGAUGCGCUACGUGUAGAUACACUAAGGGACUCGAAAGCAGAAAACAUAGCUGCCGAGCAAACGAAUAAAGCCUUGUGGCAAGGGCUGCCGCGCGGAAUGUAU
This is a messenger RNA of Bipolaris maydis ATCC 48331, 1168 nucleotides long. RefSeq lists its product as uncharacterized. Gene Ontology annotation, molecular function: protein binding. NCBI's taxonomy places the organism in Eukaryota, Fungi, Ascomycota, Dothideomycetes, Pleosporales, Pleosporaceae. The record is from RefSeq and is a predicted model, not a curated record.